Cucurbita maxima (winter squash) is the source of this 5047-nucleotide messenger RNA. RefSeq lists its product as uncharacterized. Bases 240 to 4823 code for a protein of 1527 amino acids. Gene Ontology annotation, molecular function: protein binding. The transcript is spliced from 16 exons. The record is from RefSeq and is a predicted model, not a curated record. NCBI's taxonomy places the organism in Eukaryota, Viridiplantae, Streptophyta, Magnoliopsida, Cucurbitales, Cucurbitaceae.
GCACCACCAUAAAAGCACAAACUUGAAGCCAAUAAGAAUGCUUGUGGCCUAAGAAGAGAAUUUUUGCGUUACCCUAAAGCGUUUAUCACACAAUUGAUGUUUCUUUAGUAUUUUUAGAUAAACCCAAGCGCUAUAAGUGCUUCAUAUUUGUAGGACUAAGAGCACAGUAUUGGGGAAGAAGGCGGCGUGCAUUAAUAAAUUUAAAGAGACUAGGAGAAGGUGCGGAGAAAGUGAAGACAAUGAAUGAUCAGAACACUGCAAACUCACGAGUUUUGUAUGGAUACGCGAGGAGGGGGCAAUGGGAGGAAGUGAUUAAGGAGUACAAGAAAAACCAAGGGGCUCAGAACCUGAAGCUGAACCGAAGGGGCGACACGGCGCUGCAUUUGGCUGUAAUUGACAAUCAAGAAGAAACGGUGGAAACGCUUGUGAAACACAUAAGCGAAGCCACCAAAGACACAAUUACUAAGAAGAAAGUUCUAGAGACUACAGACGAGAGGGGAAACAAUCCUCUCCACCUUGCUGCAAUGAUGGGGAGCGUAAGAAUGUGCGACGCCAUUGCUUCAAAGCAUAAUGGGUUGGUGGACAUGAGAAACAACGUCGACGAAACACCUCUGUUCUUGGCGGCUGCGUAUGGCAACAAGGACGCCUGUUUUUGCCUUUACAAUUUUUGCAGUGACAACGCCUCUCGAAUCUCCGCCAACUGCAGAGUGAGCGCGAAUGGAGACACCGUGUUACAUCACGCCCUCAGAAAUGAGCACUUUGAUUUGGCGUUCCAGUUAAUUAACAUGCACAAGGAGGCUAUAAGCUGGGUGAAUGAGGCAGGCCUGACCCCUAUCCAUGUUCUAGCCAGUAAGCCAACUUCCUUCAAAAGUGGAAGCCACAUCAAAGGAUGGCAGCACAUCGUGUAUCACUGCUCAUUUGUGAAACCACUACAGCCUCGAUCAAUUGAGAGCCUGAAGCAAGAGUUGGAUCGAAGUGUGCAAAAAGCAAGAGAGAAAGCUUCUCCUUCCCCUUUUCCCGUCAACUACCGGACAUGCAUCGACUUUUAUAGGGGGAUGAAGGAUAUAAUUUUGACAGUCUGGCUAUUUAAAUGCCACAACAAGAAUGACACGAAAAAUGAUGGAAACGAGAAGAAGAAUAAUACGAAAAAUGAUGGAGACAAGAGGAACAGAGACUUGGAAGAACAGAAACCUCUGGAUACUGAAUCAGCCACAGAUCCCCCAACUACAAACUUCCCCGUAAACUACACCACUUGCAUCGAUUUUUUUCAUAUUGCUUUCUCGGCCAUCAUGAUCAUUCUUGGGUUCGGAUCCAUUGAAAUCAAAAAGAUACGGAAGAAAAAGGAGAAACACACCUGGUCGGUUCAAGUGAUGGAGAAACUUCUUGAAUUGGCUGAGCCCGACAAAUAUGCAGAAGAUGGAAAAAGUCCCAUGGAUUCCAAAUUUCAAAACGACGAAGCAAAUGGAGUUACGCUUCCUUACAACUUUGUAGAUAAUGAGGUCCAAUUCAGUCAUUUCAUUGAGGAACCAAAAGAAUUAGAGAAGCCCCAAGACGUGGAAGCAACCGAGACGGCGAUGUUAUUAGCAGCAAAGAAUGGAGUGAUUGAGAUUGUGAAGGGAAUUUUGGAACGUUUUCCGCUGGCAAUCCGUGAUACUAGGAAAGAUAAGAAGAAUGUGGUGCUGUUGGCCGCGGAGCACAGGCAGCCGGACGUCUACAGGUUUUUACUCAAGAAAAGAAGUGAAAUACAAAACCUGUUUCGAGCGGUGGAUCAUAAGGGCAACAGCGCCUUACAUCUCGCAGCAACCUCCAUAGAUCCAAAGCUUUGGCGCAUCACAGGAGCUGCAUUGCAGAUGCAGUGGGAAGUUAAGUGGUAUAACUACGUGAAGAGUUCUGUGCCACUCCGUGUGUUUCCCCACUGGAACAAGGAAGGAAAAACUGCAAGUGCAAUCUUCCAGGAAACCCACAAGGAACUUGCGACAAAGGGUGGAGAGUGGCUUUACAAUACCUCGGAGUCAUUCACUUUGGUGGCGACUCUGAUUGCAACAGUAGCUUUUGCAACCGCAGUGACCAUCCCAGGCGGCAACGACGAGAAUGGUGGUGCAAUACAUGGACAGGAGCUAGGGUUUUCAAUCUUCUCCUACUCUUCCCUAAUUGCUCUCUUUCUCUCCUCAACCUCAGUCAUCAUGUUUCUAGCCAUCAUGACCUCCAGGUUCGAUAUCAAAGACUUCGGGUUAGUGUUGCCGUGGAAAUUGCUGAUCGGCUUACUUUUCUAUCAUCGCCAUGUUGGUUUCCUUCUGUUCGGGGCACUACUUUCUGAUCAUCAACCGUCUUCACAACGAAGCCAUUCUGCUGUAUUCACUUACUUUCCUCCCUGUGGCAGUGAUCUUCGGUAUUGUGCAGCUUCCUCUCUGCUUCGAUUUGAUAGCAAGGAAAUGGAGAUAGAAAGGUUGAAGAAAUUUGUGUUCGAAAACGCCAUGAAAGGAAGAUGGGAAGAAGUGGUGGAGAAGUACUCAACGGAUGUAAGAGCUCGCGGUCUGAAAAUCACGAAGCGAGGGGACACGGCGCUGCACGUGGCAGUGAGCGACGGCCAAGUUGGCGUAGUGGAAAAACUGGUGACAAUAAUAAUCUCAGAGGACAAAGGCAACACCAAGAAAGUGCUUGAAAUGGGAAACGACAGAGGCAAUACGGCGCUUCACGUUGCGGCUACGCUUGGGAAUGUGAAGAUGUGUUACGACAUAGCGUCGGUUGAGGCUUCCUUGGUGGGGAUUCGAAACCAUGAGGGCGAGACACCACUCUUCUUGGCGGCUCUGCAUGGCAACAAAGAUGCUUUCCUUUGCCUCGACGCCUUCUGCACCUGCACCAUCGACCACUGUCGAAGAUCCAACGACGGCCACACCAUUCUUCAUUGCGCCAUUUUGGGUGAUUUCUUUGAGCUGGCAGUUCAUAUCAUAAAACUGUACAAGGAACUGGUGGAGUUCGUGAAUGUCCAAGGUUUUACUCCACUCCAUCUUCUUGCCACCAAGCCUUCCGCUUUCAAGAGUGGAACUCACUUAGGAAGAUGGAAGAUGAUCGUUUAUCACUGUAUCUUUGUGGACCAAAUAAAGGUGGAACCACACUCAUUUCGUCACGCUCUACCCAAGAGGCCCCUAUCACUGCACCAACGACCCUCGUAUCCAAACCAUCACAAGUGUUAUCCAGCCAACUACAACACAUGCGCCCACUUCUUCAGUUUUCUGUGGAAAGGAAUUGGAAUGGUGUUUACUGUGGGGACAACAAACAAAAAACCCAACAGCCACAAUGCCAAAAGCACCACAGAUGCAGAUGCAGAUGCAGAGAAUCCUCCCCAACAAAAAGGGCAUGAUUCAAUUGUCAAUCAUCAUGGGCUCGCAAUUCUCCCCCAAAAUUAUGCCACAUGUUUCAACUUUCUGAAAAUGGCUUCCAAGGCAGUGCUCAUAGUGAUGGGGCUAGGCUCUGCACAAAUAAAAAAGAUUCAGAAGAAGAAGGAGAAGCACACUUGGGCUGUCCAAGUUAUGAACCAACUUCUACAAUGUGCUUCAAUGUAUGAAUAUGAUGACAAUGGAGGUUCACCUACGGGAUCCAAAGAAGAAGAAGAAACACAGCCUUAUCACUUCGCCAACGGCAGUGUCACCUUCGAUGAUCACAACAUCUCUGGACAUCCAACCCAUCAUCUUCAACCUCCCACGGAUUCUCCCCAACAACCAAACAUGCCGUCCCACGAGGAGAUUAGUGACGCAGAAGAGAAAGAAGAAGGAACAAACAUUGUUAUAGAAUCGAAGGGUGGCUUGGUUGAUAAAAUCCACGAACAUAUUCCUCCAACUAUUGGAGACAAGAAGAACAACAAGAAAGUGGUUCCCACAGCUGCAGCAGCGGCAGGGAGAACAACAGAGACGCCUGUGUUGAUUGCAGCAAAGAAUGGCGUGGUGGAGAUGGUGGAGAAAAUCCUCCGUCUAUUUCCUGUGGCCAUCCAUGAUCUAAACGCGGAUCGGAAGAACAUUGUGUUGUUGGCUGUGGAGAAUAGGCAUCCUCAUGUCUACCAACUAUUGCUGGAGAAAAAUAUUGUGAAACAGAGUGCGUUUCGAGUUGUGGAUUCUCAAGGCAACAGUGCGUUGCACCUUGCAGCAAAGCUGGGAGAUUAUAAGCCUUGGCUCAUCCCCGGAGCUGCCUUGCAAAUGCAAUGGGAACUCAAAUGGUAUCAGUAUGUGAAGGGAUCGAUGCCCCCAAACUUUUUCCCCCACUAUAACAAGGACCGAAAGACUGCAAGACUCAUCUUAUCCGAGACCCAUAGUGAGCUGGUAGAAAACGGGGGGAAGUGGCUUACAAGCACCUCGGAGUCCUGCUCUUUGGUGGCUGCCCUGAUUGCAACCGUCGCUUUCGCCACCGCUGCCACCGUCCCGGGUGGGAACGAUCCAAAAGGCACGCCAUUGCUCCACGGGCAACCCACCUUCAACGUAUUUGCGAUCGCGUCUCUGAUUGCACUCUCUUGCUCGGUGACGGCAUUAGUGAUGUUUCUGUCCAUCUUGACGUCGAGGUUCCAAGAAAAGGACUUCGGUGGCAAUCUGCCGAGGAAGCUUCUGGUGGGUUUAUCGUCGCUUUUCGUGUCGAUUGCAGCAAUGCUGGUUUCGUUUUGUGCGGGGCAUUACUUUGUGCUGAGUGAAAAGCUUCAAUAUGCUGCAUUGCCAGUGUACGCUGUGACUUGCUUGCCAGUCACAUUGUUUGCAAUUGCACAGUUUCCUCUAUAUAUGGAUCUGGUGUGGGCUACGGUGAAGACUGUCCCUCAGAGGAGUUAUUCCGUCGUCACGUAGACCUACACUCACUUUUCUCGCCCAUCUUAAUAAUUGUUUCCAUGUGCUCACUCGAACAUUUCAUCAGCAUGCUUCCCCGCAAAAUUUCUUUUUUUUUUUCUUUUUAAUUAUUAAUAGUACGUUAUAGGUAUGUAUAAUGAUGGAAGGAAGAAAAAUAAAAAUAUUUGUGGCAUGCCAAUAAUUGAAAUAUAAAGAGUAAUUGAAAGGGUGAGGACCAGAUUGGC